Molecule: messenger RNA, 4029 nt
Organism: Haliotis rubra (blacklip abalone)
Lineage: Eukaryota; Metazoa; Mollusca; Gastropoda; Lepetellida; Haliotidae
Exons: 12
Coding region: 139-987 (282 amino acids)
Source: RefSeq, a predicted model, not a curated record
CAGUUGUCGAUGUCCGCUGGACGUUGUUAUAACCAGGACCUUUGAAAACGGAACUGCGCCAUAUUGGCUGACUGAGGAUGAGUGCGACUGCCAAGAGCUGGUCGUCUUUGUACAGAUUCACGCUGGGAUGACUCUCAAAUGGAUACCGCGGAGUAUAAUGGCGCCAGAAUCAGGCUAUCAAAGGUGAAUCAGCACAUGUCAUACUGGAAACUACUGCUCAUACUACUGUGGCUGCUUUCAACGUGGUCAGAUGCCAACGACCAAUCGGGGCAAGUGACUUGUUAUACUGGCGCUAAUUGUGAUAUAACCUGGACAGAUGACGUUCCUCCAUUCAUUGUAGUUCAAUGGUAUUUCAACGAUACACAGAUUGCACAGACGUACAAUGAAUCAUUGUCACAGGACACACUGAUAAUCAACAAAAACUACAUGGGCCGUUUUCGACUGAAUAGGACUGACAGCGUUGGAUUUAAUAUAAAGGGUGUGAAGGAAAAUGACACAGGGGAGUACAAGUGCCUCGUCACCUUGCAAGGCACUGGUGACGUGAAUGUACGGAAGUGCCUUUUAAAAGUAGAAGGAUACAACGGAACAAAGAUACAAUCGGAUGAGGUUGAACGGUCUACUAGAUCUGGUGAAGAAGAACACCCUCCUGUCUCUGACUCUCCGGGGACUGCUAACCCUGCCGUUGUUGUCCCUGUUGUCAUCGCCGUCAUCGCCGUCGUCGCCGUCGUUGUUGCUUUUGUGGUUAUCAGGAAGAAACGCAAAUCCACUGGUGAAAAUCAGAAUGUUCGCUCAGAAGAGAAACCAGUUAGCGAAUCACACGAACUAUUGGAACAGGAAAUCAAGCCACCAGUUACAGUGGCAAAUGACCAACAAAGGUGUACGGAUGCACUUCAUUCGGACAAGUUAGAUCCCACUGCUUUGGGGCAAUUGGCAACAUACACUUACUUCUACAUGCAAAUGAUUGGUGCUAACCCCGAAAUCACAUGAUAACCUGUUUCGUCAACCAUUUGAUGUCAUCACUCAUUAUCAUUAAUUUUUCCUAUCAAUUUUUUCCCCUUGUUAUUCUCUUUAACUACGGAAGCGUAGCAGGGCCACGGUAAAAGAAGAAUGGUCUCACUAUCUCCUACGUAGGACAUAAUAUCUCCCACGUAGGAUUUAGUAUCUCCUACGUAGGAGAUAAUGAGACUAAAAAAAAUCACAUGUGGCCCUACUAUGCUUGUGUACGUAACUCCAAAUAGUAUCUGUUUCUACAGAUCGUAUAGACUUAUCAUUUUUUGGCAAUGACAUGUUAUAUUGUCUAUUUUUGUCUUUGAAUCACUGUCACAAACUGAUGAUAUAAAAUGUUCGCGAAAACGUGGUGGUACUUAGAACUUUGAAGACUUCUGCUUAUAUCGACCGUUCGACGUAGAUUCGUACCCAGUUAUUAAGUUAAAAAGAUUACAACCUAGUUAGGAUAUAUGUAUGAAUAUGUGCCGAUAAGUAUACUCAUAGGAUAAUAAAUAUAAUGAAGCUAUGGCUUGAGAUGGUAUGUCAUAUCCUGAAUCACUGUUUGUCAAAGUUUGUGACGGUGGGUUUUUAGAGCCCCUGAGAGUGUUUGUGUUUUUCGUCUAUGUUUGGUCGAGCGAGUAUGGAUUUAGUCAAACUGAUUCUGAUGGCUGGUGGGUUGAGAGGGCUGAUGGUCCUGCUGCCUUGACUGUAGAAGGAUUAUCUUCUGAGAUGUUGAAAUCUGUCCACUAUUCGGUAGAUUUCAUCGGGAAACCAGACACCACAGUCACAAUUAUACCGGUCACUACAUCUCUGUUAGAGGAUGGGUUGCAGCUAUUAACCUGCAAAUGUCAUGUAUCAGCAGGUCAUAAUUUGAAACGUGGGUCUCAUUUCAUGAAAUUUCAUAAACAUUUCCAGUUAGUUGAUUGGCUGUAAAUUAGAUAUUCAGCACUUACGAUGAAUCAUGAUUGGUGUUGCAUGUCCAGGCCACUUUGAAGGUCAGUCGAUUAUUUAGUGACUUCAGCAAUAUGUCAUUCAGACGGUAUAAUGAGUUAGAUAAGGAUACUUCAUAUUGGUCACACCAUCGAUUACUAAAACAAGUAAUAUUGGUUUUUAUUGAAGGUAUAGGUGUCAGGUGUCAACUACUUAUAACUUAUGUUCCGAGUUAGAAACGGUCUUCAGCAACCCACGUUUGUCGUUAGAGGGGAGCUGCGGGAUCAGGCUUGCCUUGGUUGACACGUGUCAUAGUGUACCAACUGCGUGGAUCGAUGUUCUUUAUAUCAAUCACUGGAUUGUCUGGUGCAGACUCAGUCAUGCAGCGGGAAUGUUGUUCAGUAAAGUGUCAAACAACAAACAACAAAAGUGUCACGUGGACCUCCCAAACCCCCAGUUAACAUUAUAUCUUGGUUUGCUAUGUCGGGUCCUAUUUUCAGAAGAAUAUCGAUUACCACCGAUGAACUUCAAGGUCACAGCAAUCAUCACUGCCAUAUUUCAAAACUGCCAUAUUGGUAAUUUUCAUUUCGUAUUAAUACAAUGUGAAACUAUUUUCAGUGAUUAACCUUGAAUCGAUACGGGAUAACUUGCAAUGUCACACCGAAAGACUUCAAUAUACUUUUGAACUUUUUGCACUGUGCUAUGUUUGUAAUUGCUGAAUUGAUGGUAAAGGUCAGAAGGCCAUAUGCUUUUGUAGGCAUUGAAUGUUAGCUUUCAAGAUCUACUACAUGAAGUAUUUUCUUCAAGACCGGAAAAUUGUGUUUCUAAUGGAAGCGGGAAAGAAAGGUAGAUAGUGGUAGUUAGCAGCAUCAAAGUUACAUUGCUUGUUUGUAAUGCAUAGAGAUUACUAGCAAGCAAAAUGAUCAUAGGUAUCUGUCAUAUCAGAAUACCCAAAAUGAACAUAGAUGUCUGUCAUAUCAGAAUACCUUUGUUGGGCAUGUUUUAUAACAAAUCAUUCGCGCAUUUGUGUUUUGCUGCAACAGUAAGAUAUGUAAUUCCUUAUUCACUCAAUAAUAUUGUCUCCAUUUGGACAAUAAUUGUCUGUGUUUCUUAUGUGAUGAUCUAUAGAUACGCGAUCCCCAGUUUUCAACCUAUUGCUUAAAUCGCCAAAGGGAACUGCAUUUAUUAAAAGGCCAAUCAAAUACGUAUAAGAAAUUGCUUGGUUUGGAUAAUCAUAAAACAAACCUGAUAUAUAUCGCGGUCGAGAAAAAAACUCCAAAAAUUUUUGUUUGUUUUUUAGUAUAUUGAUGUAAAUGCUUUCCUGUGAUUUUAUAUUGUGUGGUGUGUGUUUGCAUUUUAUAUAAUCUGGAACACUAUGAAAACGCAAUUUAAUUCAGAAAUGAUUUAAUGGGAAACUUGAAUAGAGACAGUUAAGAUUCCUUGUGUGAUUUUCAUUUGCAUGUUUAUCAAAAGAAAUGUACCUGUAUUGUGACGUUACAUUUGAUAACAUAAUGAUUAUUAACAUACAGUUUACAUUGUUUGCCAUGCACCAUACAUUCAACAAAAAAGCAUUAAUAUUAAGAGGAACGUGAAAAUUGUGUUUUCAAAGGUUUUAGAUAUUUCCACUCUUUGAAUCGUUUGAUUUAUCUUAAUGUUUACCAUGCCUUUACAAUUGCUUAGUAGAAUAGGUGUUAGUCUCGUUUUACAGUUGUUAUUCUGUACUUUUCUUUCGUUUUUCAAGUUACAUCUGUGAGCUUUCCUCGAUCAUUUUAUGGCCAGGAUUUAUCAAACGAAUCUGCAUUAGGUAUCCAGUUUCGAAGCCAACGUUUUCUAAACUCCAAACAGAAAACAAAUAUGGGACAUUCGGAAUUUGAGAUUGGAUUGAGAUUAUUCUGUUUGGAAGGAAUGAAAUGACAUGACAAAAUAACGAUAAAGAUACAAUAUAAUUGUAACUAAUUCAGUGUUUGCUUUACAUUUUCUUUUCAGCUCCCUCUUCGUUUGUUAUUCAAGGAUAUUUAACUCAGACUUAACGUAUUAAGGUGUUUGCUUCCACCAAUGCUUUGUAACAGCCUGUAGAAAUUAAUUUGAAAUAAAGACGAGUGUUGCUCACAA